UGUUUCAAGUUUUUGGCUUUCGAUAUCAUACUCUCAACAUCCGCUGCAAUACUAUCAUGGCCACUGCAGGACCGUCGACUCGACCCAUUCAGCCUUUUUACUGCGGUGUGUGUAGCUUACCGACAGAGUACUGUGAAUUUGGCGUCUCAGUAUCGAAAUGCAAGGCCUGGCUGGAGGAGAAAGACAAGGCGGAAUUCGACAGGUUAUGGGGUGAAGGGUCUCUGAGCGCCAGAAUGGGUACUCUGUCUGUCGAGAAGCAAGAGAAGAUCGAGGCAGAUGCUCUCAAAGCUGAGAAGAAGGCGGAAAAGAAGGCAGAAGCAGAGGCAAAGAAGAAGGAGGCUGCAAAGAUCAUCAUCAAGCGAUCGGAACGUACGAAACGGAAACACGCUACGCAUAUUCAGGGUCUCGAGCUGUUCGGUGUCGAUCUAAAGAAAGCAGCCAAAAUGAUGGCUUCAAAGUUCGCAACUGGGGCCAGUGUCAGUAAGACUGCAACGGGUGAUGAUGAAAUCGUGGUCCAGGGUGAUGUUGGAGACGAUGUGGUGGACAUGCUGAGGAAUCAGGUCAAAGAGCUCAAGGGUGCGCCUGCUGAUCAAGUAGUCAGGGUUGACGAGAAGCGCAAGAGAGCAGAAGAAUAGUCAGCCAUGACUCAUAAUCUGUCGUCCAGUCUACAACAAGU
Molecule: messenger RNA, 676 nt
Organism: Kockovaella imperatae
Lineage: Eukaryota; Fungi; Basidiomycota; Tremellomycetes; Tremellales; Cuniculitremaceae
Product: translation initiation factor SUI1
Exons: 6
Coding region: 57-635 (192 amino acids)
Biological process (GO): translation reinitiation; formation of translation preinitiation complex
Molecular function (GO): mRNA binding; translation initiation factor activity
Source: RefSeq, a predicted model, not a curated record